AUGACUAGAUAUACGAGAGCCUUUAAUGAUAUUGUAGGAUUCCUACGCAUCCCUGAAAAGAACUCGCUCAGUACUGCAUCGAAAUCCCGGAUUAUAUUCUCGGGCAUCCAGCCCACAGGACAACCUCAUUUAGGCAACUAUCUCGGUGCACUUGAUAACUGGGUGAAACUGCAACCAAGUAACGAGGAUUCUGAAUCAAAGACAUAUUACAGCAUUGUCGAUCUUCAUGCCAUUACGAUGCCUCAGAAUCCUGCUCAGUUGCGCGAGGGAAAACUUAACAUGGCAAUGACAUUGCUUGCAUGUGGAGUAGAUCCUAAGCGUAGUAUCCUAUUUGAACAGAGCCGUGUGCGCGCUCACUCUGAACUUGCCUGGAUAUUCAAUUGUAUCACACCUGUUGGUUGGCUCGGACGUAUGACUCAAUGGAAGACCAAGAUGGAUUCAUCCAAGUCAAAAGGAUUGCAUGCCCAAAACCUUGCAGAUGAGUCACAGACUGUUGGAUUGCGCAUGGGAUUGUUUGAUUAUCCUGUACUCCAGGCCGCCGACAUUUUAUUAUACAAGGCAACACAUGUACCUAUUGGUGAAGACCAGAUUCAACAUCUUGAACUGGCACGCGAUAUUGGCACUGCUUUUAACACUACAUUCAAACCCACAUUUCCUCUUCCUGAAGCCAUUAUUCCCCCAACCAAACGUGUUAUGUCGUUGCGUGAACCAAUGGCCAAGAUGUCCAAAUCUGAUCCAUCAGAUUUAUCGCGUAUUAACCUUACUGACUCCCCAGAAGCUAUUCAGUCAAAAGUUGGACGAGCAACCACAGAUGGAGUUCGUGGAAUAUCAUAUGACCCAAAAGAAAGACCAGGUGUCUCAAACUUGCUAGGCAUGUAUGCAGCUAUGCGUGGGUUGGAAAUGGAUGAUGCAGUCAAGGCUUUUGAGAAUGUGACCAGUACAAAGGAAUUUAAAGAGGAAGUAGCGGCAUCUAUUGUAGAACGCCUAGCUCCCAUCCAAAAUGAGUUGAAGCAUCUUCAACAAGAUGUGGGCUACGUGCACCACAUUUUGGGUGAAGGUGCACGCAAGGCUAAUGAGGUAGCCAACCAUAAUAUGGAAGAGGUUUAUAAGGUUGUCGGAUUACGUUAA
This is a messenger RNA of Phycomyces blakesleeanus NRRL 1555(-), 1128 nucleotides long. RefSeq lists its product as hypothetical. NCBI's taxonomy places the organism in Eukaryota, Fungi, Mucoromycota, Mucoromycetes, Mucorales, Phycomycetaceae. Gene Ontology annotation, biological process: mitochondrial tryptophanyl-tRNA aminoacylation. Bases 1 to 1128 code for a protein of 375 amino acids. Gene Ontology annotation, cellular component: mitochondrion; mitochondrial matrix. The record is from RefSeq and is a predicted model, not a curated record. Gene Ontology annotation, molecular function: ATP binding; tryptophan-tRNA ligase activity. The transcript is spliced from 6 exons.